This is a messenger RNA of Pseudomassariella vexata, 459 nucleotides long. RefSeq names its product ribonuclease P/MRP protein subunit. The transcript is spliced from 2 exons. Gene Ontology annotation, cellular component: ribonuclease P complex. The record is from RefSeq and is a predicted model, not a curated record. Lineage: Eukaryota; Fungi; Ascomycota; Sordariomycetes; Amphisphaeriales; Pseudomassariaceae. Gene Ontology annotation, molecular function: ribonuclease P RNA binding. Gene Ontology annotation, biological process: tRNA 5'-leader removal. The annotation marks the transcript as partial.
AUGGUCCGAAUCAAAGAGCGUUACCUGCUCGUGAACAUCCUCUACCCGAGCGAUCUCGGCACCAAGCCCAAUCUGCCGGACCUUGUCGUCCUCAACCCGCCAACGAGCGACAGCCUCAACCCGCAAACCCUUCUCCGGGCCUUGCGCGCUCAGAUAGCCAGUCUGUUUGGCGAUUACGGCUCUGGCGCAUGUGCGGGUGGCGGUCUCAUGGUAAAAUACCUGUCCCAAGCGACCUCGACGUUCAUAUUGCGCAUUUCGAGAGCUCAUUUUCGACUCGUUUGGGCAGCGUUGACUACGAUGGACCGAGUUCCCGUGAAAGACGGCAAGCCGUGCACAUUUCGCGUCGUGCAUGUCAGCGGGACCAUCCGCAAGGCCGAGGAAGAGGCCAUCCGUCGUGCUCGAGAUAUGAUGCUGGCGGUCAAAGAUCAGAAAGCAGUGAAGGGCAAUCCGGCGUUGGAG